UGGUUCCUAUCUUAGCUUCUUGUCUCUCUUCUAUUUUUGGAUUAUUUGCAUUUUCAUGCAAAUUUUGCUCCUAUUGUUUAGCUAUGGAGAUAGGAUCUGUAAGCCAUGAGAAGGCUGGUUGUUUCACCAAUGGAUUGAUGUGGUUUAAGUCCUUGCCUGGAAAAUUAUUUGCUAAGCUAGUUGAAAUUGCUAAGCAAACCAAGAAAAUUGGCAAAGAUGAUCCAAGAAGAGUGAUUCACUCACUUAAAGUUGGAUUGGCACUAACUUUGGUUUCAUUAUUCUACUACUUCCAAGCCCUUUAUAAUAAUUUUGGCGUUUCCGCAAUGUGGGCUAUAAUGACUGUUGUCGUUGUCUUCGAGUUUUCUGUUGGUGCAACACUUGGAAAAGGGUUAAAUAGGGGAAUGGCAACCUUGCUAGCUGGUGCACUAGGGGUUGGAGCACAUUAUUUGGCUAGUGCAACUGGUAAAGUUGCGGAGCCAAUACUUCUUGGGCUAUUUGUCUUUUUACAAGCAUUUACGUCAACUUUCAUAAGAUUCUUCCCUCAAGUGAAGGCCAGAUAUGAUUAUGGGAUGCUAAUUUUCAUUUUGACAUUUUGUUUGGUUUCAAUAUCUGGUUUCCGAGUGGGUGAAAUAGUGGAUAUGGCUCAUAAAAGACUGUCCACUAUACUCAUUGGUGCCUCUGUUUGUGUUAUUGUCUCAAUCUUUGUUUGCCCUGUCUGGGCUGGUGAAGAUCUCCACCAAUUAGUGGCUCAAAAUAUGGAGAAGCUUGGCAAGUUCUUAGAAGGAUUUGGAGAAGAAAUUUCUAAAUCAACAGAGGGUGAAGAAUCAAAAGAUGCUAAAACAUACAUGGCCGAGUACAAAGGUGUUCUCAAUUCAAAGAAUGCUGAAGAAAUUUUGGCUAAUUUUGCAAGAUGGGAGCCAGGGCACGGGCAAUUUAAGUAUAGACAUCCAUGGAAACAGUACUUGAAAAUUGGAAGUCUGACUAGGCAAUGUGCUUGCAGGGUUGACGCACUCAAUGGCUAUAUCAACUCUGAAAUCAAAGCACCAGAAGAGAUCAAGGAAAUAACAACAAAAAUGAGCAUAGAAUCUGGGAAAGCACUAAAAGAACUAGCACGUUCUAUAAAAACAAUGACUUCUCCCUUGUCAGCUAAUAAACAUGUCUCAAACGCCAAAACAGCAGCCAAGAACCUCAAAUCACUUCUCAUAUCAGGCUUCUGGGAAGAUAUUAACUUACUAGAAGUCAUUCCAGUGGCUGCAGUUGCAUCAAUACUAACCGAUAUCGUCAUUUGUGUCGAAGAAAUUGCAGAAGCUGUUAAUGAGCUUGCUUCUUUAGCUCAUUUUAGCAGCAAAGAUACAAAGGUAGAUUCAUCAAAAGAAUCCAAUAUUGAAGCAACACAAAGCAGAAAAAUACAUGCUUGUUCUCAACAUGUUGUUCUUACUAUUCAGGAGGGUGCACAAGUACAAUCUUCAGUUCAACUAACAGACCAGAAUAUGAAAUUGUGACGUGUAUUGUAAAUAAUUACUUACUUAAUUGGUUAAUUCACGCACUCCCAUUUAUUUUUCUAAAAAAAGAGUUGGGAUGUGACAGGAGUCCCACCAUUUUGUGUGAUCAGAGUCAUAAAAAAUUCUGUUAUAAAAGUUGAACUACUCUAUGGUUUUCUAACUUUUCAUCAUCAUUCACUUUUUUGUUGAGUACAUUUUCUUGUGGUAGUACUUCAUGAAGAUAUUCAAGUGACUCAUGAAGUACAUUAAGUUGUACCAUCUGAAUAUAUAUAUUCAAUUAGAGAAAUUGUAGCCA
This is a messenger RNA of Nicotiana attenuata, 1797 nucleotides long. RefSeq names its product aluminum-activated malate transporter 2-like. The record is from RefSeq and is a predicted model, not a curated record. Gene Ontology annotation, cellular component: plant-type vacuole membrane. Gene Ontology annotation, biological process: malate transport. NCBI's taxonomy places the organism in Eukaryota, Viridiplantae, Streptophyta, Magnoliopsida, Solanales, Solanaceae. The transcript is spliced from 6 exons. The coding region runs from base 84 to 1502 and encodes 472 amino acids.